CGGAAGUGACCGCGAGACACUUAUGGCGGCACUCUGUCCAAUUCCUGAUUUCUUUGAAAGUUGCGUUGACGGCGUCUAGUUGGGACCUUUGCCAUAUUUCGUAAACCAACUUAUUUAUCAACGAAACUAAGCAAGGUUAGAAGGGCAUUGUUUGCAUUUCAUAAAGACGUCUUUUCACACUUAGUGAAAGUCUAGCUUGCUAGGUAGUGACCGAGAACCAGUGAAUGUUAUUCGUCUGGAUUCCUCGCUUUCGUAUUUAAUGACGGUUUUGCGUUGUAGGCUACUUUUUACGUUUUAUAUUUUCAUUCAUUUUCAGUGGAUUGUGGCGAAAGUGAGAUUUAAACUGAGCCCACGAUUGCCAUUGGCCAGUGUCUACUCGACCUGCAGUUUCGGGAGGGAAGAGGCUGGGGUCCCGACUCAAUUGGAGUCGCUCGGGUUGAACCAUGCUGAAGACUCAUCACCGUUUACUUGGCAUUCACACUUUCGUCGGAGUUACAUCUAGAAUAUGGGGGUUUAUUCUGUACAUACUCAGAAAGCAUUUACGGACGAUAAUCCAGUACCAAACGGUGCGUUAUGACACACUAUCUCUGUUGCCUGUGUCCAGAAACAGACUCAAUGCAGUCAAGAGGAAGAUUCUGGUGCUGGACCUUGACGAGACCCUAAUCCACUCCCACCCUGAUAGGUUUGUGAGGCCCAAAGGGAGACUCAAAGUGAGACCAGGCACUCCACCAGACUUCAUCCUAAAGGUGGUGAUCAACAGAGAUCCUGUCAGGUUUUUAGUACAUAAAAGACCGCAUGUGGACUUCUUCUUAGAAGUGGUGAGUCAGUGGUAUGAGCUGGUGGUUUUCACGGCCAGUAUGGAAAUAUAUGGCUCAGCCGUGUCUGACAAGCUAGACAGAGACAUCCUUAAACGAAGAUACUACAGACAGCACUGUACAUUGGAUCUGGGUAGCUAUUUUAAAGUUCUUUCUGUGGUGCACAAUGAUCUAUCUAGCAUAGUCAUCCUGGACAACUCGCCUGGAGCCUACCGCAUCCACCCUGACAAUGCAAUACCCAUCAAAUCGUGGUUCAGCGACCCAAGCGACACAGCUCUACUUAACCUGCUUCCCAUGCUAGACGCACUUAGGUUCACCUCAGAUGUCCGAUCCGUCCUCAGUCGAAAACUCCAUCAGCAUCGGCUAUGGGGAUUCGUCCAUCAGGGCUAGUAUCAGCACCUCCACUUCCUCUCUUUUUUAGAAUGCCCUUUUUCCUGGUCAUCUCUCAAUCUCCAUGGUGUGACCCUUUUUAAGAAGAGGGAGGGCAAAGACUGGGGGCCACAAA
Messenger RNA from Oncorhynchus gorbuscha (pink salmon), 1320 nucleotides. Its product is annotated as CTD nuclear envelope phosphatase 1A-like. NCBI's taxonomy places the organism in Eukaryota, Metazoa, Chordata, Actinopteri, Salmoniformes, Salmonidae. The record is from RefSeq and is a predicted model, not a curated record. The transcript is spliced from 8 exons. The coding region runs from base 444 to 1205 and encodes 253 amino acids. Gene Ontology annotation, molecular function: protein serine/threonine phosphatase activity.